AUGGCGAACGGAUGGAGUCUUCUCGUCGGUCUCAUUGUCAUUGUGGCUCUCUCGCUAGCUGCAUGGUUCUUUAGCCCCAAGGGCGAAAAUCAGACCAAUUGUUUUCAUGGCCCAGCUACACCCUCUUAUCGCGCCCAAGAGGGCCAAUAUUCGACCUGGUUCAGUACCGGAGUAAAGAAUGAUGCCACCGAUGUCUUGCCUUUCCGCUACCGGGAUCGACCGGGGGCUCUCGCGUUGGAUGGAUGCCAUACUUCCCAGCUGACCACCCUUUGA
This is a messenger RNA of Penicillium diatomitis, 273 nucleotides long. Its product is annotated as V-type proton ATPase subunit e. The transcript is spliced from 3 exons. The record is from RefSeq and is a predicted model, not a curated record. The coding region runs from base 1 to 273 and encodes 90 amino acids. Lineage: Eukaryota; Fungi; Ascomycota; Eurotiomycetes; Eurotiales; Aspergillaceae.